AUGUCAGAAUGUCAAGUAGAAAUUAAAUGUCUAAAAGAAGCGGUACAGGUGGGAGAAUCGUUUGACUGCAUUGUAAAGAUCACCAAUUCGAAAGCAGCUCAGAGUGUGUUACAAAUAUUACUGUGUUAUGCAUCCAUACACGGAGAGAUGUACUUGGACCCCACAUUGGUGCGUGUUUCGGAAUUUGAAGAUGUCCAACGUCAAGGAUUGCUGAACAAGCGGACGAUGAGUGGUUUGGUGCAUAUCCCAAAAGCGUCUACGGGAAAUUCAGUUUCAAAUGCACUAAGCGGAAUGUUUGGCAGCUUGCUAGGAUUGAAUCAAGCUAGCACUUUGAACGAAGCAUCGGAACAGCAAGAAGAAAAUGCGACACCAGUGUACAUGACUCGUCCAGACAUUUUAGGAGUAGACAUGACAUUAGCACCGGGGGAAAGCCAGUGGUUUCGAAUGCAAAGAAAGAUUCCAUUAAAGACGGUACCAUCGUACAAAGGAGUUGCAUUUCAGUUUCAGCACAAAUUAGUGGUGGGAGCACAGUUCCCGGACCACAAUGCGUGUGUGGAAUACGAAUUUGAAGUUGAUCUUUUACCAAACAGCAAGCAAAGGCCGGAAUUGCCGUUGGGAAAAUUUAGUCAAGUAUCUGUUGCGGGUCCGGAUGUGUUUGCAGACGUGCAUAAACCGAUCUUUGACUUUGAGCCCGCGAAAGUGAAGGAGCAGAGCGUGGGAGAGACAUGGCUGGAAGAGGAGCGCGAAGAUUCCGGGAACGGAAAAAAAAGAUUUGAAGAAUUCUUGGCUACGUUGUUGAACGGUGAUGGGAGUGCGUAUGCAGGAGAAGAGGAGCGCGAGAUGACCAAGAGGAAUGAAAAGGAGGAGGAAGAAGAAGAAGAAGAAGAAGAAGAACUGGAAAAAAAGGAAAGAAUUGAAUUGUUAAAAAGACAAGAAACGCUUGGAAGGAUGACGACGAAAUAUGAAAUAGCGAACCAACAAAGAUUAAUUUGUCGAUUUUUGUUUAACAAGUCCAGGUAUGUAGCCGGAGAAAUGAUGUUAUUGGAGGUGAAUGGUAUGGGAAGAGCGAUACGACAAUUGCAUGUACAGCUGGAAAGUGUAGAACGGAUUGUACCAAAGAUUCGCAUGCGAAACAGCACAAACACGGAGAGGGUAACACGAAGGAUAUGGACGAAAAUGAGUCGGAGUGUGUAUGGAUUGGAAAACUUUAGUUUUUCCAUGAGCAUUCCAGAAGAAUGUCCGACGACGUUUGAGACGCAGCAAUUUGGAGUGGAGCAUUUUUUGCGGAUUGAGCUCUUGCGGGAUUCGAGCGAACGAGAAGGGGCGACGAUGGGCAGACGUGACCAAGAGAAGAAGCAUGUGGAGGGUGUUUUGAAUCCAAACGAGGAGAAAAAUGGAUUGCAUGGAAAGGAAGAAUCGUCGCCAACUGUGCCAUCGUCCACAGAGAGUGGUGGUCAUCGAAAGACGACUUUGAUUACAAAUACUCGUGAAAUGAGAAUUGAGCAUGCACCCGUUUCCUUUCCAGCCGAAACGAUUCAAUGUUGUUUGCCUGUACGAAUUGAACAUUGUAUCAUGUAA
This is a messenger RNA of Schizosaccharomyces octosporus yFS286, 1578 nucleotides long. Its product is annotated as membrane exchange factor subunit Sat1. The record is from RefSeq and is a predicted model, not a curated record. The transcript has a single exon. Bases 1 to 1578 code for a protein of 525 amino acids. Gene Ontology annotation, cellular component: Golgi membrane; Ric1-Rgp1 guanyl-nucleotide exchange factor complex. Gene Ontology annotation, biological process: retrograde transport, endosome to Golgi. NCBI's taxonomy places the organism in Eukaryota, Fungi, Ascomycota, Schizosaccharomycetes, Schizosaccharomycetales, Schizosaccharomycetaceae.